Argiope bruennichi is the source of this 1817-nucleotide messenger RNA. It is a transcript of the gene Stlk, whose product is annotated as STE20-related kinase adapter protein alpha-like. Bases 245 to 1426 code for a protein of 393 amino acids. Gene Ontology annotation, molecular function: protein kinase activity; ATP binding; protein serine/threonine kinase activator activity. NCBI's taxonomy places the organism in Eukaryota, Metazoa, Arthropoda, Arachnida, Araneae, Araneidae. Gene Ontology annotation, biological process: protein phosphorylation. The transcript has 2 exons. The record is from RefSeq and is a predicted model, not a curated record.
UAUCCAUGACUGAAAUUGUAAAUAAUCUGUAGAAAAGAAUGAAAAAUAUUCGAAAUUUAAAUAUAUUAAUAUAUUUGUGAUAUAUGUGUCUGUUGAAAAAGAAAAUAGCUAUUUUUUUAAUUGUUGUUAUACAUUAAAAGUCGUGAAUUUGAAAUUUGCACCUUUGCUCUGGUUUUAAUUUUGAAUGUUGUUUGAAAUCGAUCAAGUUAUGAACAUUAGCUUGCUAGCUUAUCUCUGAAAUUCAAUGUCAUGCUUGCCUGAUUGUGGCUGUCCUAAAGGUGUACAAGAAACUACUGUUGAAGGUGAUAUUGCUCAUGACGAAUCUGCCUAUAGACCUCUAUCGGAAUCAAUUCCUCUUUUACCCAAAGAUUCCACCAUGAUCACAUAUGAAGCAGAUGCUUCUCAGUAUGCACUUCUGGCAAUAAUUGGGAAAGGGUUAAGAGAUGCUGCAACUAUAUCUGCUGCACAGCACAUUCCAACUGGACAAAAAGUAGCUGUUCGUAGAAUAAAUUUGGAUUCCUGUCCAGAAGAUGUCGCAUAUGUUCAGAAAGAAAUUUUGGUUACAAGACAGUUGCGGCAUGAAAAUCUUUUACCAUAUUUUUGUUCUUUUGUGUAUCAAAAUGAAGUUUGGGCCGUUAUGCCUUUAAUGACAUAUGGAUCAGCAAGAGAUAUUAUGUAUUCUCAUUUUUCAGAUGGUCUACCAGAACUUGCCAUAGGAUUAAUUUUAAAGGAUAUUUUAGCAGCUCUGGAUUAUGUACAUAAAAGAGGUUAUAUUCAUAGAAGUGUGAAAGCAAGUCAUAUCUUGAUUUCCUCAUCCGGAAGAGCUUUAUUAUCUGGUAUGCGUUAUUCUUGCAAUGUGAUUAACAAUGGUAAGUGGCAAAACGUUAUACAUUCAUUUCCUCCAGAUUCAGCGACAAAUUUAAACUGGCUCAGCCCAGAGUUAUUGGAACAGAAUUUAAUGGGUUAUAAUGCAAAGUCAGAUGUGUAUAGUUUAGGUAUUACUGCAUGUGAACUAGCAAAUGGCAUUGUUCCAUUUGCUGAAAUGCCACCUACUCAAAUGCUACUUGAAAAACUACAAGGUUACCAUCCAAGGCCAUUAGAUGCUCGUACUUAUUAUGAUAAUGAUGAAACUCAAUCACAGAGCCAUUUAGGAGAUGCUUAUAGGAUGAGACAGUUCUCUGAUUCAUUUCAUAUAUUCACUGAAUUAUGCUUACAAAGAGACCCUAAUAGGAGACCUACAGCAACACAGCUUCUUCGACAUUUAUUUAUAAAGCAAAGUAAAAAAUCUAACAUAGCAUUGCAGGACAUCUUAGCUAUGGUAACUCCAAUCUCUGAUCAUGUUACACUGCCUAAAGAAGAUGGUGACAAGCUUUCAUUAGAAAAUAAAUUUCAAGACUUGACUUUAAGUGAUCCUUGGAACUUCUAAAUUUCAUUACAAUAAUGCAUUCUGUACAUAAAUUAUUCUAUUUGUUUGCAUUCUUCAGUUUUUUUAUUAUUAUUAUUAUUUUGUUAGAUGAGAGCUACUGCUGUAUGUACAGCAUUUUAACUUAAAUAUAAUGUAUCUGCUUUUAAAAUGUCUAUCCAUGGUAGGAAAUAUCAGCAAUAAAAGAAAAGUAAAAAUUUUAAAACCUAGUCAAAUGAUUUGUGAUAAAAAUAAUAUAUAUUUUAUUAACUUGUAAUUCUUAUUAAAAAAUCAAAUUGUUAUUUAUGCAAAAACUACAACUUCUGUUAUUGUAUUAAUUUUAAUUAUGAAGAAUUUUUUUUCUCUAGACAUUACCUUAUCAUUAUCUGAAAUUUAAGCAUUUAACAUACAUUUU